Molecule: messenger RNA, 393 nt
Organism: Homalodisca vitripennis (glassy-winged sharpshooter)
Lineage: Eukaryota; Metazoa; Arthropoda; Insecta; Hemiptera; Cicadellidae
Exons: 3
Source: RefSeq, a predicted model, not a curated record
AUGGCUGCUAGUGCUGAACCUCAAGCCCAGCCGCCCACACAAAACAACACGCCGACCGCUCAGCCUGCUGCCCGUCUUCCUGAGGAUCUCAAGGCAGGAAUAGAACAGUUUCUCUCCCAGCUGACCCACCAUGCAUGGAACCCCUCACCCACCAACCCCUCACCCACGGAGGUCAAUGAACCACCUUACCCUCCACCCCCUCACCCAUGGAGGUCAAUGACCCCCUUUUACCCGGUCAUGACCGUCAAGAACGCGUCAAUACUAAGGCAGCUACUCACGCAGCCACAACAACAACAACCUUUGAAAAGUGAACAAGAUCGCCAGCAGCAACCAUCAACAACACCAUCUCAAUCUUCAAUUCAACAGCAGCAGCAACAGUCUUCAUCUCGUACG